Fusarium redolens is the source of this 3867-nucleotide messenger RNA. Its product is annotated as armadillo-type protein. The record is from RefSeq and is a predicted model, not a curated record. Gene Ontology annotation, cellular component: nucleus. The coding region runs from base 214 to 3528 and encodes 1104 amino acids. The transcript has 2 exons. Gene Ontology annotation, biological process: protein ubiquitination; SCF complex assembly. NCBI's taxonomy places the organism in Eukaryota, Fungi, Ascomycota, Sordariomycetes, Hypocreales, Nectriaceae.
GUCUGCCUAGAGUGAAGCUCAACUCUCAAUCUUUGUACAAACCAAUCCCAAUAGCAUUCGUGUUAAGUCAAGUUCAUUAUCUUUGACUAUUAUUGUACCGAGAUCACAUCUUCUACUUCUGCAUCAUCCAAUUUUCCCAAUACCCCUCCACCUGUUACCCCGCGCUUAUGAUCUGAAACCUUCAAGCUCACACCAUCGUGAAGCUCGCUCAGUAUGGCUUCUGGUCAGAUCAAUGCCACGCCGCAGGCGGUGAUGGGCCACGUUACAAAGCUCAGUGAUAAUGAUCCCGACUUCCGAUUCAUGGCCCUCAACGAUUUACUCCAACUUCUGAAUAUUGCCAAACCGGACUUUCUGCACCACGACUAUAAUAUCGCCGCACGCACUGUUGAUAGUCUCAUCAAGGUGUUGGACGACCAAAAUGGCGAGGUGCAAAACCUUGCAGUGAAGUGCCUGGGCCCAUUCGUGGGCAAGAUUCCGACGCCCGUUAUCGCUCCCUUGAUCGAGAAGCUCUCGUCCCUGAAGCUUAAGAACUCUGUGGACAAUGCUGUCCCUUCACUUGCACUGCGAAACGUCAUCAUCGCUCUCCCUCGACCUGUCCCAGGCAUUCCACCAGCAUCCGAUGUGCAGGAAGCAUACAGUGCCAUCAGCCGCGUGUUGAUCCCUCGACUUAUUGGGCCGGGCCCUAAAACCCAGGUCCCAAAGAACCCCAGGGUUCCUCUUCCUCCUGUCCCCGAAGGACUUCUACAAAACGAAGGCGACCUCAACGCAGAAGCUGUCGACGUAUUGAUUGAGGUUGUUCGAUGCUUUGGACCUAUGCUUGUCCAAGUUGAAGUUGAGGCUAUGCAAGAGGUUGUUAUUCAGCUACUUGAAAGCGAGAAAGGCACAUCCGUUGUCAAAAAAAGGGCUGUCGUGGCUAUAUCUAUGCUCGCUGUCUACCUGUCUGACGAGCACUUAGAAGAAGUAGUCAGGCGAAUUACCCUUGGUCUAACGAAGCAAAUCAGUCCUGUCACCAGAAGAUUAUACAUCUCCAUCCUCGGUAGCAUGGCCCGGUCGAUUCCUUCACGAUUUGGACCCCAUCUUGCCGGUACUGCACCCUUGAUUAUCAAGGCACUUAGCGAAGAAGAACUUCAAGAACAUCUCGAUGCUCUUAGCGACGGAGAUGAUCUUGGGCAAGAUUUCAACGAAGUUCGAGAAGCUGCUCUGGUAGCCCUAGAUGCCUUCCUGGCCUCAUGCCCUCAAGAGAUGCGCCCGUUCACAGAUGAAACCAUAGAAGCGUGCCUGCGAUACCUCAAAUAUGACCCCAACUACAAUGUGGAUGACGAGGACGAGGAUAUGGAGGAUGAAGAGGAAGACGAAGAAAUGGACGAGGACGAUGAAUUCGAUGCCGAUGAUGGAUUUGAGGAUGAUGACGACGACGCCAGCUGGAAGGUUCGACGAUGCGCUGCAAAGACCAUCUACACAGUUAUCUCAACACGUGGUAGUGGUGACCUGCUUGAGAACGGUGUUCUCUACAACCAGACGGCACCUCAUCUUAUUAAACGCAUUUCUGAGCGAGAGGAGAAUGUUCGCCUUGAGAUCAUUUCAGCACUUUCGCUUUUGGUUCGCAAGACUGGUGAAGGACUCCCCACAACAGACCUCUCCCUAGACGACCUUGAGCCAGAAUCCGAGACCCGCAUCCCCAUCAGCCGAAAACGAAGACGUCAGAGCAGUGGCGGAGGCGGUUCUGCGUCCCAAUUCAUGUCAGGAUCUGGAUUGGUUUCACCAGUUCUGGAGAAGAUCCCUCCUAGUGGCCCACGAGCUGACUUGGCUCGCCUUACACCAUCUAUUGUUAAGGCCAUCACUAAGCAACUCAAGGGCAAGACUAUUCCUACCAAGCAGGCAGUCAUCAAGCUUCUCGAUGACAUAGUGUCAGUUCAACACGGUGGAUUGGCUGAGUACUUUGAUCAAGUCAUUGGACCUAUAAUAGAGGCUAUCCAGCCCACUGGUUCUGUAUCAGUCUCAACUCAUGUGGCAUCACAUUCCGGCUCCUCUUCAGCGACUCCAAGCACGUUGAGAAUCACUGCUCUUAGCGUGAUAAGUGACAUCGCCAAGACUCAUUCAUCAACUAUUCUACAGCCUUAUCUUACGAAGAUUGUCGAUGGUGUCGCAUCUGCGGCCAAUAACCGUUUCUAUAAGAUUUCGAGUGAGGCUAUUCGCACCGUCGAGGAGUUGGUCAAGACGAUUACCCCACCACGGUCACGCAAUGCUGCCUCCAAGUACAAGGCUGAGCUGGAAAAGCUUUAUACGGUCAUUAUUGACAGAUCUUCUGCUCAGGAUGCCGAUGCCGAGGUUCGCCAACGUGCCAUUCACGCAUUGGGAGUCCUUAUUUCGCGAACUUCAACCUCCGAGGGAUCUUCCCUUCUCUCCGAGGACAAGGUCAAGGCUGCUCUGGACGUCCUCCAAGAGAGACUGAAGAAUGAGACUACUCGCCUUGCUGCUGUCCGCGCUGUCGAGAAUGUUGCCCGUUAUGCCCGGACCCCUGAGCAACUGGAUAAAGCAUGGGUUCAAGAUGUUGCGUUGGAGCUAUCCGCGCAGCUACGAAAAGCAAACCGGUCGCUCCGUGGCUCCAGCAUCAUUGCUCUUCGUAACCUUGUCUUGUCGCCCGCUACGAAGGGUCAACUCGAGCCCGACACUAUUCAGGGAAUUGUCACCGAUUUAAUGCCCAUCAUAGUUAACAGCGACGCGCAUCUUCUUGGACCGACAUUAAUUAUCCUUGCAAACUUGGUGCCUGAGCACCCGGAGCUGGUGGUUACUGAUGAGAUGAUCGCUGCUAUCUCGCAGCUGCUCAAGGAACACCAUGCCGGAAUCGUUCUUGACCAACUUCUUGUGCUAGUCAGCAAUAUUGGAGAGAAUGGGGCCGGCCAAGGACUCAUGCAGGGGCUUCUCAAAAACGUCAGCGUUGCAGGCGACCCUCCCGUUGUUGGUAAAGUUAUCGGAACUCUGCUCGUCACCGGAGGAGAUUCAGUUGGUGUCAAGCUUGAUAGCUUUGUCACGGAGCUCUAUACCAGUGCUAAAACGAACGAUGAAGCUCGAGUCAGUCUUGCCCUGGCUGUUUUAGGUGAAACUGGAAAGAGACUUGGAACAAGUUCAACCCUGAAGCCUGACCUCUUCUUGGAUCAAUUCCACCAGGAGCCAGACAAGGUUUCCCUCUCGGCCGCUGUUGCUCUGGGCCAGGCAGGUUCCGGCAAUGUUCCCGAAUUCCUGCCUGUCAUCCUGAAGACCAUGCAGAAAGGUGGAAACACCCAGUACCUCCUUAUCCAGUCCAUCAAAGAAAUCCUCCAAUCAAUCUCUGCACAGUCUACUGAUCUGCGCAAUUAUGCCCCGGCUAUCUGGGACGAGCUUCUCAAGGCUUCCGACAAUGCUGACAACAAGGUGGUUUGUGCUGAAUGUGUUGGACGACUUGUUACACUCGACCCUGCCGUUUUUAUUCCCCGCCUUCAGGUAUGCACGCCAACGCUCUUCCGUUUUGAAUGUUCUAACUCUUCAUAGGCUCUCCUGAAGGACCAGUCUCUGGGUAUUCGAGGCAUGGCUGUUCAGGCUGUCCGCUAUACUCUCCCCGAAAGUGACGAGGUUUUGGAUGUGAUGCUACGAGACGUCCUCAUCCAGAUGCUUUUGACAAUGCUCCAAGACUCCGACAUGGAUAUCCGCCGACUGGCAAUGACUACACUCACUACAGCUGCCCGAUCGAAGCCCGACCUAAUCCACCCCCAUCUAGGAGAACUGAUGCCAUUUGUUCUGCAAGAAUCAGUUAUCAAGAAGGAACUCAUAAAGGAAGUCAUGAUGGGACCUUUCAAGCACACCGUGGACGACGGUCUUGAGGUCCGAAAG